This is a messenger RNA of Drosophila takahashii, 1325 nucleotides long. RefSeq names its product alpha1,4-galactosyltransferase 1 (gene alpha4GT1). The record is from RefSeq and is a predicted model, not a curated record. Gene Ontology annotation, biological process: glycosphingolipid biosynthetic process. Gene Ontology annotation, molecular function: alpha-1,4-N-acetylgalactosaminyltransferase activity. Lineage: Eukaryota; Metazoa; Arthropoda; Insecta; Diptera; Drosophilidae.
CCAGCUGCAGCAUGCUCCUGCGUCUGCCCAUUUUGGCGGCGCGCUUUCUUCACAACGGAAGACUGCGCCUCCUCUUCGGCCUCCUCAUCCUGGUGCUCAUCGGUGGGCUUCUGUACAUCUACACCAGGGAAAAUGAGUUCUACCCGUGCUUCAUGGAAGGCCAGGGAAUGGCAACUCAGCAGUCGCCGGCCGAGGACGGGGAUACGAGUUUCCUAGAGGACGUGCUGCUGGCGGAGCCCAAACCCACGCCCGGCAGGAGCAUCUUCUUUCACGAGACCAGCUGCAAGCUGUCCCAAAACACCCAGCACGAGACGCUGAAGGUGACCGCCCGCCAGGCCUGCGCAAUCGAAUCGGCGGCAUUGCAUAAUCCGAAUUUCCAAGUGUUCGUCCUGUUCGCCGGCCCCACCGCUCGAAUCUCCGCCGGCGGACGCAACAGCAGCCAACCGCAGAGCUUGGUGGAGGCCAUCCUGAGCUACAGCAAUGUGCAUUUGCGGCGACUGAAUCUCGGGAGCUACGCCGCCGGCACGCCCAUGGAGGAGUGGCUCAAAGACGGCCGCUUGUCCACUUCGCAGUACUUGUUCUCGCACAUUUCGGAUUUCCUGCGCUACCUCACCCUCUAUCGCUACGGCGGUCUCUACCUGGACAUGGAUGUGGUGGUGCUGCGCAACAUGGAGAAGGUGCCGCCCAAUUACACAGGUGCCGAGUCCAAUACCCACUUGGCCGCCGGCGUGAUGAGCCUGGCAGCCACUGGCUUUGGCCACGAGAUUGCCGCCUCCUGUCUGCGCGACUUCCAGCACAACUUUGACGGCCGCGAUUGGGGCAACAAUGGGCCAGGAGUGAUAACACGAGUGGCGCAGCAGAUAUGUGGCACCAAGGACAUUGCUCUGAUGCAGGAGGAUCCCAAACGGUGCAUGGGAUUCAAGGUAUUCGGGCGUGGCGCCUUUUACGCAGUGCCCUGGAAACGGUGGCGUGAUUUCUUUGAGCCCGAAAAGCUGGAGGAGACAUUGGCCCGCUGCAAGGACUCGUAUGUCGUGCACGUGUGGAACAAGCACUCCAGCAAGCAGCUAAUCAAACAAGGUUCAAAGAGCGCCUACGCCAAGUAUGCCGAACAAAAUUGUCCGAGAUCCUAUAAGGCAGCUGGGGAAUAUUUCUAGUAUUAGUCAAGAAUUUUGUAUCUGAUUGUUUACCGCUGUAAGCCAAAGAUUGUGCCCUUCAAAGGGCACCAUUGUUAGGUGGCAUAGCUUUCUGUUUGCUUCUUAGGUGUCCGCAUUCCAAGCAAUAACAGAUAACUCAACGCACACAUCCCUAAGCUCAAGUUAAACAAA